ACUUUUGUACUUUAUUGGUACAGUUGCUUCUCUUUGAUUAAAAUAAAAAAUGGGUGUGUGUAUAUAUAUGUAGUAUAUGCCUUAGAAAAUACUAUAGCUUUAGAGUUUUCCCUCUAAGAAACUUGUUGAACAAAUGACUAUGGAUAAGGCUGUGUGUGUGUGUGACACAGGACCAUGUGACUCCACUAAAGAAACAGUGUGUGAUCGUCAUCAGACUCUGUGCUCUACAGCUUGUGCUCUUCCACACACCUAAUGGUUGUCAGAGCAGGAAUGCGAUGGCAGCAUGCCAUUUGUGUUGUGUACAAGCAUUACAGAAACUCUCAUUCAGUUCCAGUACUGCAAUCUACAUCACGUCAGUAAAGCAUUUCUGCAUGCAUUUCAGAGAAAGUUGGGACCUUGACAGCUGUAUUGUGUAUUGUGUCUUUUCUUGAAUCUUGCAGUGUGUUUCUGUGUAAGUGGCGCUUUAAUUCUACCGUUUCAGAUGAGCCAUACGUGCAUCACAUGGCAGAAGACUUGAGACAAAUAUAAUGCAAUCCAAUGCCAUGGCCUUCAGGGAAAAAGCGACCUCUGUGGUGCUUUUAUUGUUAUGCAUUUAUGAUGAUAGUCCAAGAAAAGGUAUUGAUUCAACCCUGCAGUGAAUUUUGAGGGUAUAUUUGUGGUGGUAUUGGAAUGGAAUCUAUUAGAACAUAUAUUAUUACGUAAGUUUAUAUGGUAUCAGAGGUUUAAUUUAUGACAUUCAUGUUUCUUAGCUUUGAAGUAACUGUUUACACAUGUAUUGUAAGAUAAAAUCUGCCCAUCCCUCACUAUGGUAACAGGUGAUGCAACAGCUCCAGAGCCCGCCCUCGUUAAGGCGUCAUUGCUUAGCAACGCAUAAACUUUCAAGAGCAGAGAGACGAACGGACAAACGGACAAACGGACAGCCCAACUGACUUGUGACGCUGUUUGGCCAGUUAGCUUGCAAACUUAUCCAACCAACCAAGUGCAAUGUCCAAGGCACAAUCAAAGAAAAAGGAUUCCUCCUCCAGUAAAGUGUCUUUAUCCGACCGACAGACAGAAGCCACUUCCUCCGAGAGCCUAGAAGGUGCAUGGAGAUGCAAAUUCCCCAUUUGGCCCGAGUUUAAUGAUGCAGAAGUCAGCAAGGAGAAAUGGAACUCAAGUAAAGGAGCUGAAGAUGGAAAGACGAGCAAGAGUCACAAUGCUGUAAAUCUGUUUUUUGAAGAUCCUGAGGGAAAAAUUUUCCUGCCCCCAUCUCUGAAAGUGCACUCCUGGAAGCGUCCUCCAGAGUUUAUUGUCAACAAGGAACUUUCUGUUGUUGAAAAUCAAAUGACCUUUGACCUGAUCUCCCCCAAUGAUCAUCUGAUUUUCAGUGAGCUGAUGAGGUGGAUCAUCAGCGAGAUCUAUAUUGUUUGGAUGCUACGUAACUGCAAAUCUAUAGAACAAGAAGGCUGGAAACCUUGGGAGCACAUCUACUCACUAUGUAAGGUGGUGAAAGGUCAUGUGCCACUCUACAACAACUAUGGGAAGUACGUGGUCAGACUGUACUGGAUGGGUUGUUGGAGGAAGAUAACAGUUGAUGAUUCCAUGCCGUUUGAUGAAGAAAACAACCUGCUUCUCCCUGCCUCCACCUGUCAGUCAGAGCUGUGGCCAAUGUUGCUGGCUAAGGCUCUCAUUAAAGUGGCCAACACAAAUGGAGUGUCAGAGGCCUGUUGGAAGAUGGGUGAAUUCACCUUUAUCCAUACCCUCACCGGCUGGAUCCCAGAGAUCAGUCCUAUAAAGUCUUUCUGUGUGCAAAAAACCUGGGAUUUCUUACAAUGCACCAUUCCCAUAUUCACACUCCCAGAUGACGGUUUGCCAGAGACGAAGCUUCAGUCUGCAGAUCCAGCUGCAGGGAGAGAUUCCGGCUGUAAUGACAGCGAGAGUCAGCUGCCAGAGCUGGAGAAAUGUAAAGGUAUUCCCGAGGUAGUGGUGUGUGCCAGCUUCUACCCUUUGCCGCUCCAAACCAAUUCCUUCUCAUUUGGGUUUGGACAAAUGGCUGAUUCCUCGGAGGUUCUGCGUCAGUACGGCCUCUCCUUGAUGUACAGCCACAUUGUCAUGUUGACCAGAACUCGUGCAUGCCUGCUGGAGGCACCACCCAAACCUCCACCUGUGCCCCGAUGGAAGCUCAUUCGCCCGCGCAAGGAGAUCGUGGUCACAGAUGAACCACAGAAACUUCCUUUGUCAAAGCCAGAGCAGUUCAUUGAGAUUGCCAGCCCUUUUCUCUCCUACCAUGUCAAGAGAAGCUUUGGUCCGAUCUCAGAGUUAGAGGCCGAGCAGAGCGCUCAGAGGAAGCAUUCUUGCGCAUCCCCUCUGCUGUCCAUCGCUGAGAGAGAGGAGACCGAAUGUCGAGAGAGCCUUGAACCUGAUGCGGCUGUAUGCGCUGCUACCUCACCAAACAGCAUGACAGACAAAACAGAGGUUACUGCAGAGGACAGAAAGAAGGACGAUGAUGACAUCUCCAAUGAACAGCCCAAAACUUCAUUGAAGAAACCUGUGGCUGAGAAACUCUCAGCUGCUGUCAAACCCAUCCUGCAGGAGACCUGGGUGGACUUGGAUGAUUUUGCUAAAUGCUUUCAGACUCUUUUGGUUUUCCAUAAACCACAGAUGUAUCCACACCAGAUCCAGAAGUCUCAUUUUAAGUGCACCGUCUUGUCCAAAUCUGCAGCAGGCACCACCUGUCCUGGAUCAUCUACACACUCUCUCACCACCGGAUCCCUUGCUGUGACAUCUGCUGUAGCAAGCGCUAAAUGUCCAGAGGUGAGAGGCACUCACUACUUGUGUGUAGACAGCCUGCAAUCUUCCCAGAUCCUCAUCAGCUUCUCUCCUCUGCUUCUCUGGGGAGAUGCAGCUGGGGAGAAAAAGGAAAUGUCCGCUGCAAGUGGGUCCGCAUUGCUCAUGGUCCAGCCUUACUCCUGGAAAAGCCUGCAGUCUCAACUGCCAGUUCUCACCAUCAAGACCACCUCUUCAAAGGCAGCCAUGCUUAACUUACCCCCAGGGCGCCAUGUCUUGUCCUUGCAUGCAAAGGCUCCCCUGGGCUACCACAUUCACCUGUGCAGCACGACACCUUUCAUCUUUGGGGAUGAAGAAACCGUCAUGCCACAACUUACCAAGGAAAGCGCCGGUUUCAUUGAACAGGCUUCAUCCAUUUUGAGGGCUCUGUCUAAAGUGGUGUCUUCUUUUAGCGAUGAGCAGAAUCAACCAGCAGCCAGAAGAAUGCUAGAAGAGGCUUACUGCCCCCAAAACAUUAACGCCGCACCGGGAGAACUCCGAAAGGUGUUUAACAAUGCAGUUUACCACAUGCUGCAUGAGGCACUGGGCAGGAAGCUCACAGCAGAGGAGCGGUUUGCUGUUAUGGCCCUCACAUCUGACCCUUCACUGUUGGCCUUUGACCACAAAGAGCACACCCCUACACAGUCAAAACCUCCGGAAAGCUGGACAGACAGGCAGGCGACAGACAGGGAGGUCAAGGCAGUCACCACAUUGCAGGCUGGAUUCAAAAGGUACUUGGUGCAAGAGACCUUCAGUGCCUCAAAACCAGGCACGAAGGAGAACAUCAGUGCAUCUAAGAUCCUUUUAGACAUGUGGUCAAAGGUCGAAUCAGAUGCAGAAAAACAUGCUUCCCUCGUGCUACGGUAUAUCAUUGACCAUUCUGAGAAGAAAACAGAACUGUACCCCUGUCAGCGGGACGAAUGGACCAGAAUCUGUUUUGUCGAUUACUCUGUCCCUUUUCAAGAUACAGCCACCUCCUGGGUCUUGGUCUUUAGAGAGGUGUUCCUGAUUUCUGAGGAGAUGCUGCUGGUACCAAAGGUCUAUUGUCCAUUCCCUAACUGGCUGCUGCACGUCAUAAAUAACGACACAGGAGAGGAGUUGGACUUGGUCUUCAACAAAGUAGCACCCCAUGUCUAUCAGCCCAACAAGCAUGGUUAUACCUUUGUAGCAGAGGCUUUCAUACCUGAAUCAUCCCUGGUUGGUGCCAAGUGGAGGAUACGUUUGAUUGGUUUGGGUGAACUUCUUCCAUCACUGUCCCGAGAGACUCCAGUCAACACAUUCUCAGUGAAAGAAUUCCAGGAUUAUUACAUUCCCAAUGACAAAAACCUCAUAUGUUGUUUCCAUGUGCAGGUGACGGCAGAUGUCCUUGGAACAAUUCAGUUCCAGACUUCCAAGCCAGAUGUAAUGAUCCAUCUGUCCAUUCUAGACCAGGACAACAAGGUUGCCUACAACACGGGGAAGGGCCAUGUGAUUAUUCCUGCAUUCUACUUCCUGUCCAACAAAGCCUCCAGUUGCACCAAUGAGAAGGACCAGAACCAGAAGGGAUCCCCCACCCAGGACAAGGCAGCCAAGGUGACUGACACUUUCCAGCGCAGACACAAGGAGGACGGCACAGCUGGGAAAUCAAACUCCUCAUCUGACCAGUCACAGCCUCCCACAGAGACUAUGGUAUCGCUGACAACUGCCUGCGUGGAUCAUAAGUAUAUGGUGCAGGUAGAGGUGCUUUAUAAGAGCUGGGAUUUGGAUGAAUCUCAGCUGGCUUUUGUCCGAAUGCUCAGAGACUUGGAGAAGAAUGAAAUGAGAGUGCACAAGCAAGAGGAGCCUCCAUCCACCACUGACACACCGAGCCAUGCUGGACACAAAUCGGACGCACCCAAAGCCAAGGAGAGCGGGAAGCCAGCUGCUACCUCCAAGUCUGGCUCCGUGCAAGAAAUGAGACUUGACUCGACAAAGCCGAACUGGACGCUGCGUGUGGUCAGUGACCAGAGCAACACGGGCAGCAUCAAGGUGACGAAGGACACAGAGAGAAUGGACCAGAUUAAAGCCUUCAAAAAAGCCUGGGAAAUGGCUGAACCAGGCCGCUAUGCCAAGGCUGUACAGUCUCGGUGCAAGUAUCUCAACCAAGUCCAACAUCAAGAAAGUGAUGGCCCUACUACAGAAGGGGCAGAGAGCAGAGAUCCUGCUGCUUCCAGAUCUGAUCCUGGGUCCUCUCUCAGUCCAUCUAAUACAUCAGGCUCCCGUCCCCCCGUGGACUACACUCACUUCAUCAGAUCCAGAAAGGAUUCUCCAAUGCUGAUCGCCUCACAGAAAGAGGAGAUCCAGCAGAGGGAGCGCAUAGUGAAGAUCCAGACUUACCGGUUGGUUCGAGAAAACGUGCUGGAAGACCAGAAACAACAGCAGCUCAUACGAAAGGAGCUAAUGAGAUGCCAGCUGGAGACGUAUGACAAAAUGCAAGCAGCCUCGUGGCAGCACUGUAAGAAGUUUCUCGAUGCUUGCGAGGCAUUUAGUAGCCGUCAGAUGGCGGCCGUGAAAAAGAAACAAGAUGAGAAACAAGCUCGGGAUGAGGCCCAGCAGUCAGCUUUAGAGCAAACAACCCCUACCUCUGCUGGCACCCAGCAGCCCAACAAACAUGCCAAGAGUGCUGGCAAGAAGAAAUGACAAACUUCCAAUCUCAACUCCCUGAGCAGACACCUCUAAACAAUGGAGAAUCUUUUUUAUCUUCUUUACGUUUAAUUAUACCUGAAGAUAUGACACCUAACCAAUAGAUUGUUGCUGCACCUCACUGAGAGAUGAUAGCAUUAUUGCCUUGCUUAUGUCUUACAGCUCUUUAAAGACUCUUUCUUUAGUUCUUUCAUCUAUGGCCUGUAUUAACAGAGCCACUGUUCAGCCCUCAUAGCAAUCCCUAUUGUUAUUGUUCAUUUUCUUUUUUUCGAUAUAUCAAAUAUAAUUCAAUUGAAAUGAC
Scatophagus argus is the source of this 5767-nucleotide messenger RNA. RefSeq names its product androglobin (gene adgb). The record is from RefSeq and is a predicted model, not a curated record. Gene Ontology annotation, molecular function: calcium-dependent cysteine-type endopeptidase activity. NCBI's taxonomy places the organism in Eukaryota, Metazoa, Chordata, Actinopteri, Scatophagidae. Gene Ontology annotation, biological process: proteolysis. The transcript is spliced from 35 exons. The coding region runs from base 985 to 5463 and encodes 1492 amino acids.